AUGUCGACAGCACACAGACCGACAUGGGAUCCUGCGCAGGCGAAGGAUGUAAAGGGCGGCUCUCGCCAGUUCUCUGUGCGAGAUAUGGCAGCGCACACGAAAUUGAAGUUCCGUCAACCAGGACAGACAUCAGUAGCGGAAGUCGGAAAGAAGGACUUACGAUCUGAGCUUCUGGCGGCUGAGCAGGAAGCGCGGGAGAAGAAGCGGAAGGCUGAAGGGAAACCUCCACUGGCCGUUGAGAAUGGGGCCACUGCCCCGCAAGGACAGAAUGAGGAGGCAAACAAGCGUAGGAAGCUGUUGCAGGAGGCGCUAGAACUAGACAGAGAUGAUGACGUGGAUCGCGAUGCGAAGGAGAAAGAGGACGAUGAUGAAGACGAAGAUGAAGACGAAGAAGAUGACGAAGAUGAGGAGGAUGAUACCGCGGAACUCCUGCGCGAACUGGAGAGGAUAAAACGCGAACGCGCGGAAGAGAAGGAACGGCAAGAGCGCGAACAAUCUGCAUCGACAAAUGCAGCACGCGAGGCUGAAAUCGCGAUUGCAAAUCCAUUACUGAAUCUUGCAGCUGCACUUGGUCAGAAUCCUCAAGGAGUGAAUACCACGGUCCCAGGAACUUUCGCGGUGAAGCGACGUUGGGAUGACGACUUGAUCUUCAAGAACCAGGCUAUGAGCUCACGAGACAAGGAUAGGUCGGGACAAUUUGUAAACGACCUGUUACGGACAGAGUUCCAUAAAAAGUUCAUGGCGAAGUUCAUCAAGUAA
Sparassis crispa is the source of this 759-nucleotide messenger RNA. RefSeq names its product Pre-mRNA-splicing factor cwc15. Gene Ontology annotation, biological process: mRNA cis splicing, via spliceosome. The transcript has 6 exons. The record is from RefSeq and is a predicted model, not a curated record. Gene Ontology annotation, molecular function: RNA binding. Lineage: Eukaryota; Fungi; Basidiomycota; Agaricomycetes; Polyporales; Sparassidaceae. Gene Ontology annotation, cellular component: catalytic step 2 spliceosome. The coding region runs from base 1 to 759 and encodes 252 amino acids.